Molecule: messenger RNA, 360 nt
Organism: Benincasa hispida (wax gourd)
Lineage: Eukaryota; Viridiplantae; Streptophyta; Magnoliopsida; Cucurbitales; Cucurbitaceae
Source: RefSeq, a predicted model, not a curated record
AUGGCUAAGUCUCUAUUUUUUAUGGUUUCUCUUCUCCUCUUCGUUGUAUCGUUGUCAUCGGUCGCAGCGACAAGGUCACUGUUAGAUUUGGUCGGUAGCUAUGAACCAAUAAAGAACAUUGAUGAUCCACACAUCCAGAGUCUAGGGGAGUUUGCAGUGGACGAACACAAUAAGCAAGCCAAAACUCAACUAAAAUUUCAAAAAGUGAUUAGUGGAAAACUACAAAUUGUGGCAGGGACCAACUACGAACUUGAGUUAACGGCUCUUGAGGGAACUGUAAGCAGAAUAUAUGGGACCCUUAUAUUCACUGAUUUGGAGAACAAGAACCACCUUAUCAACUUCUAUGGUCUCUCCAACUAA